This is a messenger RNA of Limanda limanda (common dab), 637 nucleotides long. RefSeq names its product zymogen granule membrane protein 16-like. The transcript has 5 exons. NCBI's taxonomy places the organism in Eukaryota, Metazoa, Chordata, Actinopteri, Pleuronectiformes, Pleuronectidae. The record is from RefSeq and is a predicted model, not a curated record. The coding region runs from base 1 to 495 and encodes 164 amino acids.
AUGCUUUCCCUCCUGUUCUUCGUCGGGCUCUUUGCCAGCUGCCUGGUUAAACCCAACACCGCGGCCUACUCCUACUCUGGUUCCGUUGGUGGUGGUGGGAUUCCCUUCACUUCAACAGCAAAGGGAAGGAUCACAGGGAUCAGGGUCUGGGAAAUCCCAUCUCAAUACAUUACUGGUAUCCAGGUGCGCCAUCAAUACAUUUGGUCUAAAGUAUUUGGACGAGCAUAUGGCCCAGUAAUUGAGAUGUCACUUUUUGAUGGAGAGGGCAUUGUUCAGGUCUCUGGUAAAUACCACAGCAAUUACAUCUAUCAGCUGAUAUUCAUCACCUCCAGAGGGCGAUCCCUGAUAGCUGGCCAGCCUACCACGAAAUCAUUCAACUUCUACCCGACUCACCAGGAAUCAGAGCUGCGAAUGCUGAGCGGCCACCAUAACGGCAAUGGGAUCACCUCACUGGGAGCUCACUGGGCAACUGGGCUCAAUAGCACUAGCGAAUAAUGAAUGAGUUCAAAGCUGAGUGGUGGUGUACUAAUGAUUGGUAUGAUGAAAUAAUCAAAACUUUUCACUUUUCACUGAUCAACCUGUAAAUUAGUGACCAACAUGAGUUGACAAAUGUGCACUGGGUAAUUUUACACCACUU